AUGUCAAGCACCUCCAAAGUGGUUCUGGUCACAGGCUGUUCGAAGGGCGGGAUUGGGUUCCAACUGUGUGAGGAAUUCGCGUCUAGGGGUUGCAAGGUCUAUGCUACUGCCCGCCGGCCGGACGCUAUGGAGGGCUUCACUGCAGGAAUCGAACGGUUGCGCUUGGACGUCACGGAUGAUGCGAGUGUGGAGGCUGCGGUCAAAAUAAUUAUUGAGCGGGAAGGCAGAAUAGACAUCGCCGUGAACAAUGCUGGAAUCCUAUGUCACUACCCGUUGCUUGACGUUCCGAUGGCAGACGUGAAGAGCACGUUUGACACCAACACCUACUCUGUCUUGCGUAUCUCACAGGCCGUUGUCCCUCACAUGGCAGCACGGAGGAGCGGUACGGUUGUCAACAUCGGUUCUAUCGUCGGCGAGAUCACCACGCCUUGGGGUGGGGUCUACGCGGCAUCCAAGGCGGCCGAGCAAGCGAUUUCCGAUACGCUCUGGAUGGAGUGCCGUCCGUUCAACGUCUCAAUCAUGCACGUCUCAUCUGGAGGCGUCAUAUCGAAUAUCGCACAGAACAUGAUCUCGCGGUUCAGCCUUCCGUCGGAUAGCUUGUACAUGCCCUGGCUGAACGCCAUUGUGGAGCGGAUCAACAGGAACCAGAGAUCGGAAUCGCUCCCCACGGACGUCUUUGCGAGGAGGGUCGUCGAUGCUGCAGUUGGAAAGCACCCGCCACGAUACAUGACGCUUGGAUAUCCAUCUGGCUUAUGGUGGCUGUUCUCGUGGCUCCCUCGAGGGUGGGUGCUGCGACUAUUAUGGCAUGUCCUUGCCGAGAAACCCAAGGCCAAGUGCGGCUGA
Fibroporia radiculosa is the source of this 843-nucleotide messenger RNA. RefSeq lists its product as uncharacterized. Gene Ontology annotation, cellular component: endoplasmic reticulum. NCBI's taxonomy places the organism in Eukaryota, Fungi, Basidiomycota, Agaricomycetes, Polyporales, Fibroporiaceae. The transcript has 4 exons. The record is from RefSeq and is a predicted model, not a curated record. Bases 1 to 843 code for a protein of 280 amino acids.